GACCUCGGGUCGCUGCUUCAGCCGGCGCUGGCCGAGGCCAGCGACUACGCCGAGCAGGUCUUGGAGAUACCUCCGGAGACUCUCUUUGCGGCCGUGUCGGAGGUGCAGGCCAACGGGUCCAACUGGUCGGAAAUGGUGCUGGAAGUCGUGAGUACGAUCACCAACUGGCACGGCGAGCAGGACGAAGCGACGGCAGUGCUAACUGUCCUCAAUGUGGAGGAGCCGCUGCCCCAAAUCGUCCCUGUCAUGCUCUCAGAGCUUGAGUUCCUGCCAUCCGAAGAGGCAGAGAUGGCGGUGCAGGUCUACCCCACCGAAACUGCGGCCUAUUGUGUGGACAGCAUCCGGCGAAGUGGUCGGGUGGACACCAUCGUGCGCGAGGAGGGCAACGAGACAUGGAUAGAGACACUACCACCUGAGCCCGUGGCACCCGCGGAUCCUGGGGUGAUCCGUAUCCGCUGGGAGUACCGACGACUGGACGAUGGCGCUUGCGUCUGGGUCAGCCGCGCUGGAAACGAGACCAAUGAAACUGAGAACGCCUCCAAUGCUACUAACUGGUCUGAGUGGAACUCUACGGGCAACUUCUCCUGUGCCAUGAUGUUUUGGCAGCUGCGCUGUCCCGUAGUAUGCCGUUUUCCUUUUCUC
Symbiodinium necroappetens is the source of this 642-nucleotide messenger RNA. The record is from the annotation of a GenBank genome assembly. Lineage: Eukaryota; Dinophyceae; Suessiales; Symbiodiniaceae.